AUAUCUAACAUUAUUUUAGUGUAAUGUCAGGAAAUGAGACGACACUUCAGGAUAACUCUACCUCUGGAUCGCUUUUAAAGGUGUACCUGCGACUGAGGGACACUAAAGAGCACAACGACGUGUACUAUGUGGACACUGAAGAUCCUGUCUCCCUGGUAGCAACGGCUCCAGAGAACUCUGAAACUCACAAGAACUCUCACCGGAACCAUACUCUCUCCGUUCAGAAGUUUAAGUUCUCCAAGAUAUUUGUACCCAGUACAACCCAACCUGAACUGUUUGAGAGCACUGCUCUCCCUCUGCUAGACGAGUGCCUGAAUCUAGAGAACAACGCUCUACUCUUUACCUACGGAGUGACCGCUAGUGGCAAAACACACACAGUUCAAGGUCCUCGACAUGAUGCCGGCCUGCUGCCCAGAUCUCUGGAUCUGAUAUUCAACUCGCUCGGUUCGCACAUCAAGCCAAGGUCGAUGUUCUGUCCACAUUUGCACAGUGAAGUUUGUAAGAUGACUGAGAAACUGCAACAUCAGAACGAACAGAGGAAACAACGGAUACUCUACCCUCCCAACACAUCCCAGGAUUUGGAAAUAACUGGGCUGACUGAUCCUAACUCAACUCGGUGUACUAUUGGGAGUAUGACAAGCGAAUGUACUGCCUCUUCUUCAGACGAAAAUACAAGUUAUCAGAUAACAGAUAACGUGUUGGUCCACCUGUCCAACCCAGAGAACAUUCAGUACAGUGUGUGGGUUAGCUACUUGGAACUUUAUAACGAGAAUGUAUACGAUCUUCUUCAGCCUCCUCCCGAACAAGGUGAAAUGAAGCCUCGUGACCGACAAGCGCUAAGACUGGGGGAGGACCACAAGAUGUCGGUGUAUGUAAAGGGAGCCACACAGCUGGAGGUCUGCUCGUUUGCUGAGGCUAACAGAGCCUUGAUGUACGGCCAGAGGAAUAGAAAGAAAGCUGCUACGAGCAUGAACCAAAGCUCCAGCAGGUCACAUGCCAUCUUUAAAAUAACAGUCAUCGCUACAAACACCAUCUCCCAACAAAGCAAAUGCAGCCAGAUAACAUUUGUGGAUUUGGCGGGAAGUGAACGGUACGGUAAGACGAACACAGCAGGGGUGCGGCUAAAAGAGGCCGGUAACAUCAACACCUCCCUUCUUACUCUAGGCAAAUGCAUCUCCUCCCUCAAACACAACUCAAAACUCCGACCCCGACAAGCGACCCAGGCCCAGAUUGUUCCAUUCAGAGAGAGCAAACUCACGAGGCUGUUCAAGAACUUUCUGUCGGGGGAGGGUUUAAUAACUAUGAUUGUUUGUGUGAACCCGCACAAAGACUUCUUCGACGAAAGUAUCCAUGCUCUUAAGUUUUCUGCUCUGGCCACGGAGGCUCUGCUACUGCCCCGACCUCCGAGUAGGAUAGAACAGGCUACAACUUCUGACGAGAACAAGAUGUCUGAACUAGACUUGCAGCAGAUGAAGUACGAGAUAAGAACAGAAGUGCUGGGAGAAGUGCAACAGAGAAUAAAGAGGAUGAGAAAGAAUCACGAGGAGGAUUUGGCAGCUCAAAAGGAGCGAGAAGAUAGAUACCACGAGGGAGUGGAGGCUGGUCUUCAACAAUACUACAAAGGUGUUAUUGAUGAACUCAAGAAAAAAGUUAGAGAUGCCCGUGCACAGAACGGUUACACCGGGAGUAAAGAAAGUCAGGAGAAGAUAACGAAAAAAGAGGAAACUAUAACAGUUCUAAAGAAGCAAUGUCAGGAAUUAGACGAAGAAUUGCAACAGACCAGAUCAGAGCACAAACUCUUCAAAGCAGAGAUAGACCAGCAGCUGUUCCAGACAAAACUUGAACUUAAGACAACUCAGCAGUUGUACCAUGACGGGAAUCAGGAAAAGGAGAGGUUUGCGAACUCGAUAUCAGAGAAAGAGAACGAGAUAAAGAGGAUGUUCCAAGACUUGGAGGAGGCGACAAAGCUGUCCACAUUCUGGGAAAAGGAAUGUAACGACCUGAAGGCUGCUAACGCACAGCAGAUUGAAAGGCUACAAUGCCAACUGAAAGAAGGUGCAACAAAGCAGCACAGAUUGGAAACGGAGAUCACCGAGAAGACAGAUGUUAUCCAGAAGAUCACUAAAGAAUCUCUCCAAAAAGAUGGCGGAAAACAAGAGCUUGAGGAGCUUAGGAAACAAGUUGAAGUGGAGAGACAGAUUAUUACCCAGACAAACUCAGAGAAAUCUCAGCUACAGUCUGAUCUCAGAACUACUCAGACUAAGAUUGAAAGGCUACAAUGCCAACUGAAAGAAGGUGCAACAAAGCAGCACAGAUUGGAAACGGAGAUCACCGAAAAGACAGACGUUAUCCAGAAGAUCACUAAAGAAUCUCUCCAAAAAGAUGGCGGGAAACAAGAGCUGGAGGAGCUGAGGAAACAAGUUGAAGCGGAGAGACAGAUUAUUACCCAGACAAACUCAGAGAAAUCUCAGCUACAGUCUGAUCUCAGAACUACUCAGACUAAGUUAGAGGAAAUGAGAGGAGUGACCCAGCAAGAUAAGAAGGAUAUCACGCUACUGAAGGAUAACUGUACCGAGUACACCGCUCUUAUCUCUAAUCUCAAGUCUCAACUGGAGACUCUUCAACAGCCUUCGCAGAUUUUAUCGUCUCAAGAGAGCAAGGAGAACAAGGAGAAUCAGGAGCCAGACUCCCUGAGGAGCCGUCUUACAGCCGCGCAGGAGCAGGUUCAGGAGAAGAACAAGCUAAUUUCUGAACUAGAGGAGGAACUUGGAGACAUCGUCAGGAACAAGUCACUCCAGUUUGAUACCCUGAUCUGCAACAAAGAAAAGGAAUGCGAGGAACUGCAAGCUACACUGACCAGAAAAGACGAUAUAAUCUCAAAUACGAACAACAAAUUACAAGACCUAGAAAGUUUGGUGAAUAGCCAAAAACAGAAAAUUCUGGAACUUCAGGAUUUGGCGUCAGUUCAAAAGGAACAUUUGUGGUCCGUCGAGCUGGGAGCUAAAGAUGAUGUGGAGAGGUUGCAGUUAGAGAUCGAACUACUCCAAGGUGGUAAAUCUGAAAACUCCACUUUAACGAUGGGGAACACAGCAGAAUUGGAGAGACAAGUUAACAAGCUGAGGGUGGGGUGUGAGCUCAACAAACAGGAGGCAGAUAGAGUGAAGGUUGAGCUAGCUGCAGCUCAGCGCAAGAUGACUGAUGAACUUAAAAAACACAAGGACACCAUCGACGCUAAGGAUAUUGAGCUCAGGAAUUGGUACGAUGAAAAAGAAAAGGCUGUGAAGAUGAUAUCAAACAAGAAAGAAAAAGAAAUAUCAGCUCUAGAAAAACUUCUUGAAGAUAAAGAUAUGCUCAUCAAGAAUUUGGAGCAGAAUACUGUCGCUACGGUCGCUGUGGAUUGCCUGAGCCCGGCGAUGGGCUCAGAGGAGUAUAUACGGUUGAGCGAGGAGAGCAAGAGGAAGUUGACAGAGAUGGCAGACAUGGUUAUACAGAUGGAAACUGACCGGGAUGAGACCCGGGCGGAGUUUGAGAAAUUCAAAUCUCAGAUAGACGAAGCGAUAUCAGAGAAAGAAACCAAGUUUGCGGAGCUGCGAGCGGAGCUGGCGAGCACAGAAAAACGAAACAAGGAACAGCAAGAAACUGUCUCCACCGCUCUGGCACGAAGCAUUGAACUGGAACAAAACGUGUCUGAGUUGAAAAGGGAGAUGGAAUGUAUGGAGACGAAGAGAAGCAAACAAGUGUCCGCUGAACUGGACGAGGGAGGCAGAGAAUCAACUCAAUCUUCGAGAAGUUCCAAUAGGAUAUCAAACAAACCCUCAUCUCGAACAUCCGCUCUAAACCAUUCCAGACGGUCGUCAGGUCAACGCAGGUCAGGAUCAAAUGUUGGUGGUAGCAGAACAAGCGGCAAAAGACCGGUUGUUAAGACAGCUUCUAGACGGACCUCUCAAGUGCUCAUCAAUAAAACUCUCAAUACCAACAGGUCGAAGAAGAGUCGCAUUCAGCCCAUAGAGGAGUCACCAUCGUCCGAUAACUUUGCUACUCCAGGAUCCGUCGGUGUGAAGAGAAAAGCUACUUUAAAAGGAUUGAAAGAUUUGCUUACUGGUUCAUCGCCCAGACAAUCCAAGCGAGGAAAAGCUGCUCCUAUCUCCGUAUCAGAAAGUGACAGCGACUUCGCAACACCUUCACAACCUGAGCCAAAAAGAGGCAAACGAAAGCUCCACAAAUCUCAGAUCAGUACACCGGAGCUGAUCCCUCCGCCGGAGCGGCCUGGACUAAGGGACGUCGUCCCGGACACACCGGACACCGAGACUAAGAUCACUCGCUCCCGGACCAAGCUCAUUCAGGAGCACCUCAGCGGGAAGAAUCUUAGGAAAACGAGAAGUAGGGCAACCAGGAUAUAAAGACAUAAGAAAUAAGAGGGUUGUUCAACAAACUGUCUCAGAUAGAAAGUGCUCGGUUGGAAUAUCAUGCCAUGAUCGAACAAUGUUUUCAGUUUUAGUGAACUUGAUUUAAGCCAAUAAUUUCAUAUAGCACCUCUUAUCGUGAGUGUCGUGGAUUCCUAACAGGCCCAUUUGAAGCUUCAGAAUGAUAUUGAUUCUUAGAAUAGCGCACGCGUUUAUCAAUUUCACAUAAUAUUAAUAUUAGUAAAACCUAGUCACUCUACAUGGUAUUUUUGACUAUUUUUGUUUAAUCUUUCUGGAUUUCUAAAAUCAGCUAUAGACGGUAGACCGAUCAGAAAAUUGAAUCGUAUGCCAACAAUCUUAACCUAUUAGAAGCUUAGAUUUUAGUGAAUUAAACUACAAUUUGUUUGUCCCUUGCAAACUUACCCUGCUAGUAGUGUAUGAUAUUCAGAUGACGUGUACUCAUAGCUUUGGUAGUGAUUAAAGUAUGAUUAAAAUGGUGUAUUUUGUGACUGAAACAGACGAAACAGUUUUUGAAUUUAUCUUACAUUAUAUUUGAUCUAACUUUUCCUCUUUAUUAUCCCCCUAAUGUUACUAUUUAUUGAUUGCAAAAUUUGUAUAAUUCAUUCAAAUGAUGCCAUUCUAUUACUUGAUUUC
Molecule: messenger RNA, 5057 nt
Organism: Bolinopsis microptera
Lineage: Eukaryota; Metazoa; Ctenophora; Tentaculata; Lobata; Bolinopsidae
Product: kinesin-like protein KIF20B
Exons: 31
Coding region: 24-4400 (1458 amino acids)
Biological process (GO): microtubule-based movement
Cellular component (GO): kinesin complex; nucleus; microtubule
Molecular function (GO): microtubule binding; microtubule motor activity; ATP hydrolysis activity
Source: RefSeq, a predicted model, not a curated record